Saccharomyces eubayanus is the source of this 1173-nucleotide messenger RNA. RefSeq names its product Mtc2p (gene MTC2). NCBI's taxonomy places the organism in Eukaryota, Fungi, Ascomycota, Saccharomycetes, Saccharomycetales, Saccharomycetaceae. The coding region runs from base 1 to 1173 and encodes 390 amino acids. The transcript has a single exon. The record is from RefSeq and is a predicted model, not a curated record.
AUGACAUACCAUUCAAAACAUCAUUGCAGUUGUGUACAGCGGUUACGAUAUGGUAGAGAGCGGUAUUGUCAGGUGAGGGUGGUGAAAACAGUAUUAGUAAUGGGUGAUCAUAGUUUGCCGGAUUUCCGGACCUGUUUGAAGUUUUCUGUUACCGCUCGAAAGAGCUUUCUCUGUAUGUACAGAGAUGACGUUGCAGACGAAAAAUUGGCUUCCCCAAUGCCCAGCGCCUGCGAUAUACAGCUGAAGACGACGAUCGGCGAAAUGUACCCCGCUGCGGGGAUGAGGGUCACAAUCAUGAAUUCAACAACCGAAAGCUUGGAUUCACUAGCAACUACGCACAUUCAGGAUUUUGAGAUUGUUAUUAUUCCAGACGUCAAUUCACUUUCACUACCAGACCAGGCCAAGUUAGUGAGAGUUAUGAGAGAGUCUGAAAUAUCUAGCGAAAGGGCGCAAUCAGGACGAAUAUUUAUCGGGGUCAUUCACUGGAGUAAUCAAACACCGCCUUCAAGCGCAACCAAAGACGGAGAUGAUGCAAGUAAACCAACCGCCAAGACACGAGUCUUUCUACCCGCAUGCAUACAUAUAGAUGGCUGGCUCAAGMACAAGUUUUGGUUUGCAUGUGCGCCGCCCCACUUAAAUUUCGAUAGUUCUUCUGAAUCAAGCAUAAGUACGAGGGCCACCAACAACACCGAAGCCACGAAAGAAGAGGAACAAGAAUCCGCAGAUAAGAGGUCUGUUGUGGUGGACGAGGAGGCAAAUUUAGACGAUGUGUUUGUAGGGACCAACGUGAAGCGGUACAUACUAGACAUCAUGGUACACUUGCGAACGCAUCGCUUGACGUAUAAUGCCAAAGCUGGUGGAGUGUAUACGAACUCGCUGGACGACGUGAUACUACUGUCCAGAUUAAUAAGCUUACACAGCGGUAAGAUGUUCGUGGCCCCGUCGCAUGUCAAGGAAGCGUCGAUGUGGUAUUUCCCGAUGCACUUGGAGCUGGUACGGCGUUCGUCUAUGGAUAGCUCCCUACUAUACGGCAGUGAUCCCAACCUAGUAGACGAAAUGUUAGAGAAGCUAGGCAAAAUAAAGUUCGAGGAAGUUAAUGAGUUUGAAAAUCCGCUUUUCUUGGAAUCUCUUGUAGUGAAAAACGUAAUAGGCAAAGUCGUGCCGCCUGUAUAG